Molecule: messenger RNA, 573 nt
Organism: Phytophthora sojae
Lineage: Eukaryota; Oomycota; Peronosporomycetes; Peronosporales; Peronosporaceae
Exons: 3
Coding region: 1-573 (190 amino acids)
Molecular function (GO): protein binding
Source: RefSeq, a predicted model, not a curated record
AUGUUGAAAGCUGCAGAGAAUGGGCAAAUGGAAACUCUUCGAUGGCUACUACGACCGGCUGUCACCGUCGCUGGAGUAGAUCCAGUGGAUGCUGAUAUGGGCUAUCUCCCGAAAGAUGAACAUGUUGCAGCUUCUGCUUUCCAGGAUUUGGCAGGUUUUGGCGACUUGGAGCUGAUGAAGCGGGUUUUGAAGCUGUACCCAAACUUCGAGGACGACGAUACAAUCUGGCUUCCAUACUGGGGCGAAGCGCAGCAGAAGGCGUGUAUUUCCGGUGACCUAGAGCUUGUUACGUGGUUGGUGGAACAUCCGAUCGGGCGUAAGAAGUGCGAGCAGCUCAAAGAAACCCGACACAUAGACCACCUACUCCAAGUAGCAGCCGCAGAAGGGCAUAUCAAGGUUGUGGAAUGUCUUCAGGACCAAGGUGCUGUUGAUAUAUCCGGAAACGCGAUGCUCAUCGCCGUCCGCAAGGGUCACACGAAGGUCGUGGAGGUUUUGCAGGAUCCGAACUGGUACGCAGAAAAGGGUGAUGCUGGUCGAUUGACACAUCAAGCCAGCUUGUCAAGUCGACGCUAA